GGCCCCGCCGAUGAGCCCCCCGACGGGGACAGCCUGGGCAAGCCCGGCAGGGCACCCCUCGGGGCAGAGCUCUCUGUCGCAGCUGGCGUGGCAGAGGGGCAGAUGGAGAACAUCUUGCAAGAGGCCACUAAAGAUGAUGUCGGUCUGGAGGAGCACUUAAGAGGUAGCCUGGAGGCAGUAGGUAAAGGGGAUGAGAUGGCCCUGGAUAAGGAGAAGAGAACUGAGAAUCUGCGUGGGUAUGUCAGCGACCUCUGUGAAAAGGCUGAGGCAGAUAAAGGUAUUGUGGUGAACAAUCCAGCAUCCAAUCCACAUGCAGUUCCACAAGGUGCUUCUGAGCUUAAAGGACAAGAGGACGAGCAGGCUGAUCUCAGUAACGCUGUCCAGAAGUUACCUCAGGUGAAAGGACUCCAGACUGUUGUUCCUUUGGAGGGAUUAGUAAGUAGAGACGCUCAAAAGAACGUGGAGGAAGAAGGUGUUGACAAACUUGAAGGAGAAGCAGAGAGCCUGUACAGUAUGGAGCAGGGCAGCCUUCCGUUACCUCUUACAACCCCACACGAGGCAAGAAUUUCCAACGUUGACAGUUCUACAGAAACCUUAAUGGAGAAUGAAGCAAAGCAGGAGCUCCUUCCUAAGGGUCCUUGCCACAGACCUCACCCUCUCAACAACAGUGCUGAUGAACUUUCUCGAAUGACUGAGAACAGGCCAGAGGAGGGGGAGAGCCUGACAGAACUGCAAAAACUGGGAACAAAAGCACAUAGGACUUCUGGUAGCAGCACCACACACAUCCCGAUGCCUUCCCCUUGUGCCUUGCCUUUAGCUGAAUGUAAAGAUGAGAUUGUGUGUAACGGAGAGCUGGAGCCUGAGAACAAGAUGACGGAGAAGCCCGCGGGGUUCAGCCUCCCCCAGAAAUACCAGGGGACAAAUGGACACUGCGUGAACGGGGAGGAGGGGCGGCUCAAAGCCUCCCUGAGCCGGCAGGUCUCGGCGGCCAGCUGCAGUUCCGCGCAGCUCCACUUGAGGAACCUGCACCAGAAAUGGCUCUUCAGUCACCUGGGUAAGCAGCAGGCGGCCAGCAGCCCGGACCAGCCUGCCAGGAGUCACCUGGACGACGACGGGAUGCCCGUCUACACCGACGUCAUCCAGCAGCGCCUGCGCCAGAUAGAGACUGGCCACCAGCAGGAGGUGGAGACCCUGAAGAAGCAAGUGCAGGAGCUGAAGAGCCGGUUGGAGAGCCAGUUCCUGAACAGCUCCUUGCGCCUCAACGGCGACUAUGGAGACGAAGUGACUUCUAUACCCGACUCGGAAAGCAAUCUGGAUCAGAACUGCUUGUCUCGCUGCAGCACAGAGAUUUUCUCUGAAGCCAGCUGGGAGCAGGUGGAUAAACAGGACACAGAGGUGACACGGUGGCUCCCAGACCACCUGGCCGCCCACUGCUAUGGCUGUGACAGCACCUUCUGGCUGGCCAGCAGGAAGCACCACUGCAGGGACGUUGAACGUGUUGAUCAGAUCUGGUGA
Molecule: messenger RNA, 1515 nt
Organism: Merops nubicus (carmine bee-eater)
Lineage: Eukaryota; Metazoa; Chordata; Aves; Coraciiformes; Meropidae
Product: myotubularin-related protein 3-like
Exons: 4
Source: RefSeq, a predicted model, not a curated record